AUGCCUCGAUGGGAGGCACGGUGGGGGAAAAGAAGGGGGAGGGAAGGGGGAAAGGAGGGAGCGGAGCGAGAAGUAACUGCCGGGGGCGCGGAGGGAGGGGGGUGCGAAGGAAGGGGGGUGCGGAGGGAGGGGGGUGCGGAGGAAGGGGGGUGCGGAGGGAGGGGGGUGCGGAGGAAGGGGGGUGCGGAGGGAGGGGGGUGCGAAGGAAGGGGGGUGCGGAGGAAUGGGGGUGCGGAGGAAGGGGGGUGCGGAGGAAUGGGGGUGCGGAGGAAUGGGGGGGGGGAGGAAUGGGGGGGGGGAGGAAUGGGGGUGUGGAGGGAGGGUGGUGGGGAGAGAGGGGGGUGGGGAGCAGAGGGGGGUGGGGAGAGAGGGGGGUGGGGAGCAGAGGGGUGGGGAGCAGAGGGGUGGGGAGCAGAGGGGUGGGGAGCAGAGGGGUGGGGAGCAGAGGGGUGGGGAGCAGAGGGGUGGGGAGCAGAGGGGUGGGGAGCAGAGGGGUGGGGAGCAGAGGGGUGGGGAGCAGAGGGGCGGGGAGCAGAGGGGCGGGGAGCAGAGGGGCGGGGAGUGGGGCCCCCCAGGGUACUAUUUCCGGGCGGGCACAAGGGGCUGCAAGAGCAUGUAGUGCGGGGCAAUUUCCCCCCCACCUCCUCCCAACCCCUUACCUCCCACUGUCGCUCUCCCCUCCCCUCACUCCAGCCCCCCAGGGCGCCUCUCGGCAGCAGCACGUUCUCUCCUGCAGACCCCACCAACGCGGUACGCUGCUCUCGCCCCCUUAAAGCCCGCUGUUCUCCUGACAGCCCCCCUUCUCUACCCCUACGUACCCCUCUGAAACGGAGCAAGCCGCCAACGUGUUACCGCAGCAGCUCGUUAUGUCCUGCUGACCCCACCAACGGGGUACGCUGCUCUCUCCCCCUUAAAGCCCCUUCUCUACACCCACCUCCCCCAACCCUGACGGCGUACCGCAGCAGCACCUUCUACCCUCACGACCCCUCCAACGUGACCCUCAAUCCUUCUUUCAACGGCAUGCUCAGCAGCAACAGCAGCAUCAACCCGCCUUUCCACAACUGGAAUCUCGUUCGUCUCAUCUACUGCGACGGUGGUGGCUACGCGGGAACAGCAGGGAGGCUGGAAGUUGACAGUAACGGCACGGCGAUUUACCUGGAUGGGUGGAAUAUCACUCAAGCAGUGAUAGAAGAUCUGAAAUCCAAGCGGGGAAUCAAAUCUGCAGCGCAGAUUCUCCUGUCGGGCAGCUCAGCGGGCGGCCAAGCAGUCGUGGCUCUCUGCGAUCGCAUCGCUGCCGCCUUCCCCUGGGCGGCAACUAAAUGCAUCGCUGAUUCGGGCUUCUUUAUUGACUCCAAGGAUAGAGUGGGCGGCUACACGUGGCGCAACGCUGUGAAGAAUAUUGUUGCUCUGCACAAGCCCAGCUGGCCGGCUUGCCAAGAUGCAGUGGAGGAGGUGGGGGAAGGAGCCGUGCAUGCUUGCCUUGCCGCGUAG
Molecule: messenger RNA, 1491 nt
Organism: Closterium sp. Naga37s-1
Lineage: Eukaryota; Viridiplantae; Streptophyta; Zygnematophyceae; Desmidiales; Closteriaceae
Source: the annotation of a GenBank genome assembly